CAAAACUCCCAUCUCUAAUGAGCAUUUAGUGUCUUCAAAAAAAGUUUUAUUUUUCGGAAAAAAUCGCAUUGAAAUGUUUGAAAAGAAGAGCGACAAGGUCAAGCAAGCUGAGCACAAGACGCGGGAUGAUGGCGUCGAGCUAGAGAGCCAGUUUAUCAUGCGCGUGCCGAAGGAACUGGCGGACACGGUCCAUGAAGCAAUAAAUGCUGGCACCAUAAAGGAGCGGCUGACCAUCCAACUGGAUCAGGAUCUGAGGUACGGUGAAGUGCGAAUAGAUGAUCAGAUGCUGUACACGAAACUCGUGGAUUUGCCCACCGUCGUCGAGAGCUACAAGACCAUUGACAACAAGAGCUUCUACAAGUCGGCAGAUAUCUGCCAGAUACUCAUUUGCAAGGAGGAGCGGGAGGACGAGACGGAGAAGGAGUCGCCUAACAAGAACAAAAAGAAGGACCCCAACAAGGUGGACAAAAAAUACCUAUUUCCGCACGGCAUCACACCGCCCUGCAAGAAUGUGCGGAAACGACGAUUCCGCAAAACUCUAAAGAAAAAGAAUGUCGAAGCUCCCGAGAUCGAGAAGGAAGUGAAGCACCUGCUGCGCAUUGACAACGAGGCUGUCAGAGUGGACUAUGAAAUCAUAAACGAAGAGGACAAGCCGAUGGAUGAACUGGAGCAAUCGGACAUCAAGCCCUACAACGAUGCAGAUGACGAUCUGCAGGACGAAAGCACCAUGCAUGCUAGCGAAAAGGCGAUCAUGGAAAUGAGCUCCCAGCGGCACCUCCAUGUGGAGUCCGAUGAUGACGAAGCCAGCAACUUUCCCUCACACCGAGCGCCGAACAUGGGAGUCGCUGUCCACGACAUCUUCGGCGAGGAAGUGUCCAGCACGGAUGACGAGGAUGAGCCCGAUCGGGGCAAUAACACCAUGCAGCGGCGGGUGAUGGAGGAAUCCUCACGCCUCUCGGCUGAUGAUUCACGGAUGUCGGACUUCUUUGGCGCUAGUGGCAGUAAUACCGGAGCGGGCGGCGUGAAAAUGGAGCAGAACGUGUUCAGCAAGUCUAUGUUUGGGCAUGAAGCCAGCAGUCCUAAGCUCAGCGCCGCCGGGUCGAGCUCCAACCUUGCUGCUCCCAGUGGCUUCUACGACAGCCAAAUGCUAACCAAGCGCGAAGAGUUCGAGAACAUGGAGUUCAUAGACGAACCGCAGCCGCAGUACACGCAGCAACAGGUCCAGCAGAAGAUCAAUCAACUGACGCGCCAGAUUCGUGAACUGAAAGCGCAGCAGGUGCAAAAGUCAACGGAAAUCGCUUCCAUUCAGAAUGCUACCCUUAAACAACGAAUGCAGGAAACGCUUGAUAAUCUCUACACACAGGUUAUUGAAAGGGAACUGGAGCUGAAGGACUUCGAGAAUAUGCUGGAGUCGUAAGAUAUACUUAUAAUACAAAGGGACUAGCAUAAGUUAUAUUAGAACUAUGUACAUACUUAUUCGGAUGUUACUUCAAACUAUUUACGAUUUCAAAGCCGCUUUCUGUUGUUAAAGUCCAAGUGAACGUAAACCUUAGCCAAGAAAUGUUGCUCCGUCAUUGGUCAACUCAUUAUUUGUGUAAAAUUAAAGUGUUUGCCCAGUAUUGAUAAGAAUGAAA
Drosophila mauritiana is the source of this 1634-nucleotide messenger RNA. It is a transcript of the gene Taf7, whose product is annotated as transcription initiation factor TFIID subunit 7. The record is from RefSeq and is a predicted model, not a curated record. Gene Ontology annotation, molecular function: RNA polymerase II general transcription initiation factor activity. The transcript has 2 exons. NCBI's taxonomy places the organism in Eukaryota, Metazoa, Arthropoda, Insecta, Diptera, Drosophilidae. Bases 74 to 1417 code for a protein of 447 amino acids. Gene Ontology annotation, biological process: transcription initiation at RNA polymerase II promoter; RNA polymerase II preinitiation complex assembly. Gene Ontology annotation, cellular component: transcription factor TFIID complex.